UAUAAUUCUGCUGCUAACGUAACAUACGCUGCUGUUUCAGCUCGGCGUGCGAGCAUUUCUUCAAAAUAAAUGGCGUAAACGGUUAGAUUUUAGAAUGAAAGUUGUUUGUCACCGACGGAACACGCGCAACGAUGUUUUCGACUACGCAACAGAUAAAAUUGAGGGAGGCGUUUCGCGCAGACUGCCAAGCGCUGAUAACGCGCUUCGAACUGUCUUAUAACACUCACUUUCAAAACUUUUGCGAGUUAUGGAGAGAAAUGCAGUUUGUUUUGGUUUUUGCCUAUCAUCCUUCCGAAGUGUAUCUAUUGACUUUUUGUGAAGAUGCUCUCUCUGUGACAAAGCAGUUUUUAGUGAACGCAACAAAUCUGAAGGAGCGCAUUGCAGCUUUGUACCUUAUGUACUCAGUCUACUACAAAAUGCCAACAAAACAGUUGAAGUUCAGGAUGACCCUGUCAGAUUGGAACUGUUUAAUGGAGCUGCGUAGUCAGGUCAAUAAAGAGGAUUUUCUGGAUGCUAACUACAUUAUAUGCAAACUAAUAGUCGAUCAUGCAUUUCACUUUUGUAUUGCUGAUAAUGUGUAUGGCAUGGAAAAUUAUUUCGGUAAGAGGGCGGAAAAACCCACGUUAGAUAUUAAAGUGAUGCCAGAAGUGAAGGAGCUGGCAGAACCAGAAAAACUGCUGUCAACAAUCAGCAAGCUAAGUAAGAUCUACGAAGAAAAAAAGAACAUUCUAUAUGAUACGGAUGGAGAUAGCUUACAGCUGUACAAUGCCACUAUGAUUGACGAUGUCAUUGAUAAUAUUCGCAAAGUGCAGACGGACACUGAUAUAAAAGAUGAUACAGCGCAAUCUAAUAAACCAACAUCGGCGUUGAACGAAGGUGGUCAAAAGAAUCAAAAGCGCCGAACUCGUAAGGAAAUUGUUCUAGCUAAGAUAGGCCGAGCGUUUAAUGACGGACUGGAGUCGGAAUCUGAAGAAGAUCAAGACGUCGACGUUAUACUUUCUUCCGAAAGCAGUAGUGACACAGAAUUACCUUUCAAGAAGUUUUAGAUACUUUAGAUACUUAUUGACAAAUACAGUAGUGACUCAAUCAAUUGU
Pseudomyrmex gracilis is the source of this 1094-nucleotide messenger RNA. RefSeq names its product snRNA-activating protein complex subunit 1 (gene Pbp45). Gene Ontology annotation, molecular function: sequence-specific DNA binding. The transcript is spliced from 5 exons. Gene Ontology annotation, biological process: snRNA transcription by RNA polymerase II; snRNA transcription by RNA polymerase III. Gene Ontology annotation, cellular component: snRNA-activating protein complex. The record is from RefSeq and is a predicted model, not a curated record. Lineage: Eukaryota; Metazoa; Arthropoda; Insecta; Hymenoptera; Formicidae. Bases 132 to 1046 code for a protein of 304 amino acids.